UUGCGACAACACGUGUUUAGAGUGUGGCGCUACUCGCGUAUACAGUGUUUAUAGUGACCGCUGAGGAAGGCUCAUAGAUUUAAAAAAAUAAAUGUUUACAUUUCUUAAAAUCCCAUUAUGUUAAAAUUGAAAAUUGUCAGUGACUUUAUUCAUUGUAAAUUAGCAAAUGAACAGGAUUGUCACUGAAAAUAAUUAAGAUGACUUCAAAAAGGGCACGCUUACUCAGCUUACUCUUGUGUAUACUGAACUCUGCUUGGAGUAUGUUUGUAUUCCUUCCAUGGUUUAUUACAGGAGUCGGCAGCCUCAAGAACGUCUCUAUCAGAGUCCCGGUGGCCGUCACCACUGGAGCAACAGUGUCUCUCUCCUGCAUCUAUGACCUUGAGGGAGAGCAACUGUACACCAUCAAGUGGUACAAAGGUCGCCAAGAGUUCUUCCGGUAUGUGCCCAAGGAGCUGCCACACACAAGGGUCUUCCCAAUCAAAGGUUUUAAUGUGGAUGUGAGCCUGUCUGGACCGCAGAAGGUUGUUCUCAGAGAUGUCCAAAGAGCCAUGUCCGGAAAAUACCUCUGCGAAGUGUCGACGGAUGCUCCCGAUUUCCUCACAAAACUUGUGUCGGCUAAUAUGAAUAUAGUGCGGCCACUGGAGCAAAAACCAGUUAUAGAGCUUGAAAAGAGCCGGUACAACCUUGGAGACACACUGAGAGGAAACUGUACUUCUCCUCCCUCCAGCCCUCCAACCAACCUCACUCUCUAUGUCAACGGUAAUAAGGUAGGAGCAGGGCCUUAUCUGAAAACAGUCCAUUUCGGUGAGGAGGAGAACACUGUGACCUUGACCCAGUUAGCUGUGGAGGUCAAUAGCUUCCUGGGCAACAAGGUUCGGGUGCAGUGCGUCGCCGACAUGUUCGGCGUUUUCCGAACUUACUCGGAACAAAUUGAAGUGGCCGUUGCGGAAGAUCGGCCCAGACUUGCAUCGGUACUGGAUAACCGAGAGUCUUCUUCAAGCCACAACGUCAAGACGCGGUGGAGUAUGUUACUGCAGUCGACGUUAGGAGCGCUAAUGUUGCUGUACAGGUAGCAGUUGUAAUCUCCCGCCACUUAGUUCCAAGUCGCGGGUAGACGGCUCGACAGUCCGUGACGAAACGUCUGUCACAACAGAAAAAUGUUUCUACGAAUCAAAUCUCUGUGUACUUUGUUCUUCCAUUGAGGCGUACCUAGCAUUUCUGUAUAUAUCAUCGUUCAUUACCGUAUGGUAAUUUUAAUGUGCCAAGCUGAUUGUAAAUAGGAAGAUGUAGGAUGGAGUCUGUUGUGGAUGAGCUGGGACUGUGGUUACUUACUGGAGGAAAAAAAUUGUUCUUAGCAUCGAUAUUUGUAACCCAUUGUUGUAUUUUAUGAUGAAAUAUUUUAUGUAAUAAAUAUUUAUUUAUUGAUC
Molecule: messenger RNA, 1427 nt
Organism: Homalodisca vitripennis (glassy-winged sharpshooter)
Lineage: Eukaryota; Metazoa; Arthropoda; Insecta; Hemiptera; Cicadellidae
Exons: 6
Coding region: 198-1073 (291 amino acids)
Source: RefSeq, a predicted model, not a curated record